UCGUUCGAGAGAGAAAGGAAAUGUGUUUUGAUUGAGUAACAAUACUUCCGUUUUUCGGCUUUUCGUGAAGUGUGCAUUUAUUUGAACCUAACAUCGCCCAAAAAGUUGUGGAAAACACCACCAGAAACAUGAAUCAGGCGGAAGUGACGAAGCUUAUGUCGCAGUUGCGGGUGGCGAUCCAGCCGCGGCACCGCAACCUCAAAAACCCACGAGGACCCGAAGGCCGGUUGGACAAGCUGCGCAAAACGGUGACGGCCCUGGUGAAACACGAGCGAAUCGAACUGAACUACCAGCGGGCGGAUGAGGCACGCGGGUAUGCGGAGCGAUUAAUAUCGGACGCCAUACGGCACGGGGACUGCCACAAGCCCACGAUGGAGAUGGCCGACUUCUGGUUGCUCGAGAAACAGCUCGUGCACAAACUGUUCAAGGUACUGGCGCCACGGUUCGAGGAGUAUAAGGUGUCAGCCACACGGAUGUACAAAGCACCGAAGGAGUACCCCGGUUGGUACCGGAAGCGAGCCGUGCUAGAACUGCGCGGAAAUCCUUACCCGCCGCUGUUGCCUAAUCAGUCAAACAAUCGCUUCCUGCUGCACAACGUACUGAUGGACGAGGCCCGGAAAGACUAUCGAAAGGAAAAGUACGCCGAGAUUGCGGCACAGAUUGGAAGCGAUACUGCAGAAUCGCCUGUAGCAGAAAGCGCGGCCACGAAAGAGCAACAAAAGCCUCCAACGCAAGCAUAACUCACUUGAACAUAGUAUAACACCAUUUGCUUAGAUUUAUAGUAGAACAGGCGAAUAAUAAAUAUCACAAAGUGGUAGAGAGAGAGCGCGAGAGGAAAUAAGAGAUUUCACUCCGGAGAAGAUUAAAUGGAUGUGUUAUCGAUUUUUUUUGUCGUCGUCGGUGUUCAAUGCUGGCCGCAGUAUCUUUGGUAUUAUUUACAAUCACUAUCGUGGGACGAACGCGCGUAAAAUGAGCUCGGGACAUUCGAAGCGGAAUAGGCACAAAUGUGUGUCA
Molecule: messenger RNA, 1014 nt
Organism: Anopheles bellator
Lineage: Eukaryota; Metazoa; Arthropoda; Insecta; Diptera; Culicidae
Gene: mRpL17
Product: large ribosomal subunit protein bL17m
Exons: 1
Coding region: 129-740 (203 amino acids)
Biological process (GO): translation
Cellular component (GO): mitochondrial large ribosomal subunit; ribosome
Molecular function (GO): structural constituent of ribosome
Source: RefSeq, a predicted model, not a curated record